CACAAUGAAGGCCAUUGCAUUUACACUCAUACUUAUCCUUGUGAAGAAAGGUAGCCAGUCUAACAUAGAACCAGUUUUUAGUCAAAGCAAGACGUAUGAAUAUCAAUAUGAAGGGUUGAUCUUCAAUGGCCCUCCAGAGAAAGGCUUAGCAAGAGCUGGUAUGAAAAUAGUUUGCAAAGUAGAAAUCAGUUAUCUUGCUCCACAGUAUUAUCUACUUAAGAUACAGAGCCCCAGCCUUGGAGAAUAUAAUGGCAUCUGGCCCACGUCUGUAUUUCACAGUGCUCCUAAGCUAUCCCAAGCCUUGGCUCAUCAGCUUACUGAACCAGUCAAGUUUGAAUACAGUAAAGGUCGUGUUGGAAAUGUUUUCACAGCUCAGAAUGUUUCUGACACUGUUGCUAAUGUUCAGAGAGGAAUUGUAUCAAUGUUCCAAAUCACUGUAAAGAAAGGCCAUAAUGUGUAUGACGUGCAAGAGGCUGGUAUUGAAGGAGUCUGCCAGUCAAACUACCUUAUUCAAGAAGGUAGAAAAUCAAGUAAGAUCACAGUAACCAAGUCGAGGGAUUUUAAUUCUUGCCAAGAAACAAAUUCAAAAUCCACAGGAAUGGCUUAUACUGAAUCAUGUGUUGCAUGUCAGCAGAUGAACAAAAACCUACAAGGAAAUAUUAUCUAUACAUAUACAUUGAAGCAUAAAGAUGGUGGUAGUCUCAUCACUGAAGGAAGAAGUCAAGCCAUAUACCGGUAUACACCUUUUGGUGAACAAAGUGGAGCAGCCAUUACUGAGGCUAGACAACAACUAACCCUUACAGAUGAAAAAAAGAUUCCAAACAAACAACUUCAAAAUUAUCUUUCUAACCGUGGUACAGUAAUGUAUCAUUUUGCACCAGACGUAUUUAGAAAUCCAUUUCAGCUGUUGGGAUCAGAGAAAGUAGAAACACAGAUCAUGAAUGUACUAAAAGACCUAGAGCUGAACAACACAAAGCAUGUCCAUUCUGAUGUACCAGCCAAGUUCCUGUUACUUGUGCAACUGCUUCGUUUAGCAGAUCAUGGAAAUAUUGAGACUGUCUGGAAACGUUAUGAAGCAAACUCAGAAAUCAGGAGAUGGAUACUGGAUGCAAUUUGUGCUGCAGCAACAGCAGAUGCACUCAAGUUUUUGGGUCAAAUCUUACAAAAAGCAAAGAUUACACAUGUGGAAGGAUCACUUCUUCUUAUUCCUGCAAUGCACAUGGCAAUUCCAGAUCAGAGAACCAUAAACAUCGCUUCAGAAAUUCUGUCAUCUCACUAUGUUCAGAAACAUCAACUUCUGCGUAAAAUGGUAAUACUGGCUUAUGGAUCAAUGGUGUACAGAUACUGUAAAGGUCCUGACAUUUGUCCAGAAUGGGCAUUGCAGACACUUCAUGAACUUACUUCACAAGCUGCUGACAGUAAGAAAGAAACAGAGAUCAUUGUGGCCCUAAGGGCUCUUGGCAAUGCAGGGCAGCCAGCCAGCAUUAAACACAUUCAUAAAUUUCUGCCAGGAUUUUCAUCAAGUGCAUCAAGAUUUCCUAUCAGAAUUAAAGUGGAAUCUGUGCUUGCACUUAGGAAUAUUGCUAAGAAAGAUCCUAAGAAGGUGCAAGAUAUUGCUGUUCAGAUUUUGUUAAACCAAAAGCAUGCUGCUGAAGUGCGAAUGGCUGCAGGAAUUGUCCUUUUCAACAGCCAGCCAUCGCUGUCUUUGUUAACAGCUGUAGCAAAUUGCCUGCAAAAGGAGAGCAAUUUACAAGUGCUAAGUUUUAUAUACUCCUACAUGAAAGCUCUGAUGAGAAGUACCCUACCUGACCACCUUAACGUGGCUGCUGCUUGUAAUGUUGCUGUCAAGUUGUUAAGCUCAAAAUUUGACAGGCUAAGUUAUCGAUACAGCAGAGCAUUUCACUUUCAUAUAUUUAAAAAUAUUAUAAGGAGUGGAGCAUCAGUUGACUUCUAUGUGCUUAACACUGCAGCCACAGUCUUACCAUCUGCAGUUGUAUCAGUUCUAAGGACUUACUUUGCAAAUCUGAAAGCAGAUAUUCUAGAGGUCGGUAUCCACACUGAAGGACUACAAGAGUUUCUGUCAAAACAUUCGGCCCAAAAUGAAGACUCAUCCGUAACCAACAAGACUCAACAAAUUCUUAAAAAACUACCUGGAUGGAAGGAGCUCCCAGGUCAAAAACCACUGGCAUCAGCUUACCUAAAACUAUUUGGCCAAAGUGUUGUUUGUGGCAAGGUUAAGAAAGAGGACAUUCACCAUCUAUUGCAGGCUUUAAAUGAUUCAAGUGGUUCACACAUUUCAGUUCACGGGAUUAUAGAUAGUCUUCAACAAGGCAUACAGGUCCAGUGGUCAAAAUCCGUUCUAGCUCCCGAGCUUCGAUAUAUUGUUCCAACCAUUGUGGGUCUUCCUCUGGAGGUGAUGUUAUAUGCUUCAGCUGUAUCAACUGCUAAGAUAAACUUUCAAGUACAGAGUACACCACGUCCACAGAAGCCAUUCAAGCUUGAUGAAUUGCGAGAUGCCAAUAUCACAUUAAAACUUGAGAUUCUUCCAAGUGCUUCUGUGCAUGCAGUUGCAAAGAUGGGCAUCAGCACACCCUAUUUUCACAGUGCAAUUGAGCUACAAUCAAAUACUACUAUGACUGUUCCUCUAAACAUCAAGGCAAGUGCAAACAUAAGGGAAGAACAUUUCAAGAUCGAGAUGGAGCCAAACCAAAGGGAGAAAAAAAUCGCUACUAUGAGGGCUCAGGCAUUUGCUGUGUCAGAGAAUACUGAAGAUGUAUAUUUAAAUAAAAGGACUCCCGUGCUUCAAUCUAAAACACCUACCGAUGUCAUCAAAAAGAACAACAGUUCAAAAGAGUAUACAUCAACAGAAGUCAACAUUAAUGACCAGUCUUAUUCUGACUAUUUGAGAGACUAUGCACCUGACUCUGGCAACAUGUCUGAGAAUCAUUCAAAAGCUUCCCAAGCUGCAUACAUGGCCUGUAUCAACUCAACUAUUCUUGGAGCAGAAAUUUGUUUCCAGGCCACAGGAUGCCAUCCUGCAUUUAUUAGAAAUGCACUGCUUGACAUGCUGAUCGGUGACUAUGAAGCAGAAAUAUCCAUAAAACCAGUUUUGUCUAACGAUCCUAUUGAAAAAGUGCGUAUUGAAGUUCAUUGGGGCAAUAAAACGAUGUCAGAUGCAAAGGAAAUCAUUUUGACUGAAGCUCUAAAUUCUAGAAGCCAAACAGUUUCGUCAAACACAAAGAAGAUUCUGUAUUUUGCAAAACAUAAGGGUAAAAGACUAAGCGACUUAAGUAAUAGCCAAAAACAUUCUCAUACGGAUACUUCAUCAAGAAGUGGAAUUAGCAGCAGUAGCAGCGAUAACAGAAAAACACAUAAAAGUAGUCAAUACUCAUCCGAACAUAAAUCUUCAGAAGAACGUCGCCAUGGAAAGAAUCACAUGAGCUCUUCCACAUCAAAAGAAAGCAGCAGUGGCAGCAGUAGUAGUAGAACCAGCAAUGAAAGCCAUCAAAAGAAACUCGGAGGCCAUUUGUUGGAUCAUGUGGAUAGACUCCCAUUUCCCAAGAACAAUAAUGCAAAUAGCAGCAGCGAUGAUGAGUCUUCCCAAGAGAUCACUUUCCCUGGAGAUCAUUCAAGGCCAUUAUUUACUAUUAUUUUUCAAGCAAAGAGCAGCCAUCACAGGCAACAAGGCUACCAGACUACUGUUUACCAAGAUCUUAAAGGACCAAAACCGCAAGUGCAGAUAUAUACCAAAGAACUCAACAACUCGAGUGCAUGGAGGGCUUGCACAGGAGUUAAACUGCUCAGCAGUUCAAAGGCAGUGGCAGUUUUGAAAUGGGGUCAGAAAUGCAAAGAUUACAAUAUUGCAAUUAAGGCAGAAACUGGUCACUUUGCAAAUAACCCAACUUUGCAACUUAAGCUGCAGUGGAAUAAAAUUCCUCAAGCAAUAACAGCAGUCGUAAGAAUGACUGCUGAAUAUGCUCCCGGGAUUGCCUUUAUGUUAGGUUUGACUCAGAUGCAUGAUCAUAAUCCUUCUCAUCAGCUUUCAGUAGCUCUAACUGCAACUUCUCCAAGAACCUUGGAUUUAACAGUCAAAGCACCCUUGUCAACAUUCUGCUACAGUGGCCUGUGGCUUCCUUUUGCAUUGCCAUUCAGUAAAAACAUGAGUAGCACCCAGCUACCAGCAGCUGUGGUACGUGCCCUAAGUAACAUACCAGAUCUAAUAACAAAUUCAGAUACAGCUGAAUGCACUAGUGAUGGAAAUACACUGACAACAUUUAACAACGUAAAACUAGAAUAUGAAACUCCUUUAGACUGCUAUUUAAUUCUAGCACUGGACUGCAGUCCCAAUCCACGUUUUCUUAUUAUGGUCAAAAGAACUGAAGAGGUUUCUAGUCAAAUGGAAGUUAAAGUAAAACUUGCUAAUCUUGAAAUUGAGAUGACUGCAUCUAGAGGUCCAGUUCGAGUAAUUCUUAAUGGUGAAGACAUUUCACUACACAGUGCUACAUAUGUGGUGGGUACUGCUGUGCUCGAGAGGAAUCAGGAUGGCAUCAAUAUGUUUGCUGCAGAACAUGGAAUUGAAUACUUACAUUAUAGUGGGAAAAUAUUCAAGGUCAGAGUGUCUCCGUGGAUGAAGAAAAGAACAUGCGGUGUUUGUGGCCACAAUGAUGGGGAAACGCAGAUGGAAUUCAGAAAACCUUCUGGCUUAGUAGCUCCAAAUGCUAUGAGCUUUGUUCAUUCUUGGGCAGUACCAGGAGAAACCUGCUCUGGAACUUGUAAAAUGAAGCAUGAGUUUUUGAAACUAGAAAAACAAAUUCGACUUUAUGGAGAGGAAUCCAAAUGUUACUCUGUUGAUCCUGUCCUACGUUGUUUGCCAGGAUGUUCACCACUUAAAAAUGCUACAGUUGUAGUGGGGUUCCAUUGUGUCCCAGCUGAUUCAGGUAUGAACUGGUUUGAAAUUCAGAACAAUUUUGAACCAAAAGUGCAAGACUUGAAAGACAUAGUUACAACCCACACAGCAUGUUCAUGCAAUGUUCCACAAUGUGAAACUUUGGCGUAACAUUCAGCCGACACCAAGAUCCACCUGUGUAAUCCUUGUCUGGCAAUCAUUAGGACGUCUUAAAUAAAGAUCAAUUGUAUUUUAGGUAAAAGAAAAAAGAAAACAAG
This is a messenger RNA of Protopterus annectens (West African lungfish), 5163 nucleotides long. Its product is annotated as vitellogenin-like. Bases 5 to 5056 code for a protein of 1683 amino acids. Gene Ontology annotation, molecular function: lipid carrier activity. Gene Ontology annotation, biological process: lipid transport. The transcript has 34 exons. Lineage: Eukaryota; Metazoa; Chordata; Ceratodontiformes; Protopteridae. The record is from RefSeq and is a predicted model, not a curated record.